Desarmillaria tabescens is the source of this 4116-nucleotide messenger RNA. RefSeq lists its product as uncharacterized. Bases 154 to 4116 code for a protein of 1320 amino acids. The transcript is spliced from 9 exons. NCBI's taxonomy places the organism in Eukaryota, Fungi, Basidiomycota, Agaricomycetes, Agaricales, Physalacriaceae. The record is from RefSeq and is a predicted model, not a curated record.
CAAUGGACUGGGAGAUUUGUCCAGUCACGCCUUCUUCUCUCCUCAUUUCCUACCAAAGCCAGCUCCGCCUGUUGAAGUCAUCCAGGCCCGCUGCCUUUCUACUCACUUUCUUGAGUCACUCGUCCUCUGCAGCGACGAGCACGCGCUCUAACUAUGUCUCUUCCUACACCUCCCAGCACAUCGCAUCGCGCCGACAAAGAAAAUCGUCCUAUAGCCUCAUCGUCGCGUGUGAUAUGGUCGCCUACCGACAAAAUCCACCCUCUUUCUAAUCUACCACGCAUUCCACAAAUUCGCAGCGCGUCCAGGGACCAUCCAACGAAGUCGAUCUUGAAGAAACCGACGCGUUUAUCUCCUAUUCCAGAGACGAGCAAGCGAGAGAUCACCCCAGAGCCCGGCUCUCCCCAGGAGGACGACAAGUAUUUGAUGACACCGCUGUCGAAAAUUGUGGCUUCUGAUCCCCCAAUGUCGGACCUCAUCGAAUCCUACUCGAUCUUAACUGCAAGACUUCGGUCUUGUGUUCAUGAUCCGGAUGAAGUCAAGUCAUCGUGGCCUCUUUUCAACCCACUGAGAGACCACCGGGAGAAACUUGCCAAUGCUAUCGUCAGAGACGUAGGAAGGGCGCUGGUGGAUCCUCUGGAGGGGGCAUUGUCGGAGAAAGACCAUAACAGAGCGUUCCUCCCAUCACCGCAGAACAGUCCUAAGAAGAAGAAAGGAAUGAACGCCGAACAGGUGAAAUAUGCUCGCGAUCUGUGCACAACCAGCCAUGCCGUCAUCAAGCUUCUGGGUUUCGUUCUUACACUGCCACCUAUUUUUGAGAUCUUCACGGGUGCGUUGUUCAUUUUUUUUAAUGAUAACAAGAUGCUCAAGGCCGUCGAUAUAGACACAGAGCUGCGUUCUGUGCUGACAAGUGUCCUAGCGAUACCACUUGCCAAAGAGCUUCCUACGCUAUAUACGCGCAAAACAUGUGCGCUAUCUAUCUGGCUCAUUCAAGUCCAGCGACUUCCUGCAGAAGUUCUCGAGCCCGCUGCAGAUCGAAUUGCAUAUGCGCUCUCACGUGGCAUCGAUGGAGAGUUAGGGAAAGAGGGUAAAAAGGGUUCUGCAAAUGAUGGGCUAAGGGCCAUCCAUGACCUAUCUUUGCACCAACCCUCAAUAUUUGUUCCUGCGUUUGCGAAGAUUAUUCCAUCUGUCUUCACAAACCUACUUAGUCCCAGCAUCGUUCUACGUGUGCAAGCCUGCCACGCCCUUGGAGGCCUUGCCUUGGCAAGCUCGGUCCUUCCCUCAUCGGAAGUACACUCAGAACUUUCAGAAAGUGUCGCAACAUUCCUCACAACUAUCCCUCCUAAACCUUCACCAUCCAAAAGUAAAGAUUCUACUGUUCCUGCUGAAGCUCCCAUCGUUCGAACGCUGCGAACAACACUUAGUGCCACAGACCCCUUACAUGUUGCUCAUGGACCGGUUUGGGGCCUUCACAUCCUGGCCAGCUUCCUAACCCUGCUUCGUUCUCGGACCUACGAUGAUCAAACGGUAUUCCAUAUCAUCUCCGCCCUCUUUCAACUACCAAUGAGACACAAGAAGAAUUCUGUUCGAGGGCUGCUAUGCGUCGUCUGGCGCGUCAUUACCUGGGUCUAUUUCCAACCUCGCCUUCCCCUGUCUGAUGAAUCAACUUCGAAGACUGGCUCUACACACCGACUAGUAUCUUUGCGAGAAAAUUGGUGGAAGUUCGUGAAGACGAUCGUGUCGAUGCACGCAGGCAUUAGUUCCCUCGCCGCCUUGUUUGCUAGUGGCGCCGCCUCCGAGGUUAUGGACCGGGCCGUUGACCUACUCGAGCAUAUGAUCCUUAAGCGCGAUUCGACCUUUAGAGACGCCCUUGCAGUUAUGAGGCAGCUCAUCGGCUUCGAGGCACCCGACGUCGAAUGGAACUGGAGCCUUUUGACGCCGCAGUCACUGUUCUCCUCUAAUCCCGGCCUUCUUACAGUCGACUUUAAGGCUUUGCAGACCGCUGUUUCCCCAUUGUAUGAUGAAUGUGCAGGUGUCCAUGACAUACGCAUCGCAUGCUUCGGUCUAAACGACGAAGAGACAGUAUCUGAAAUCACAUUGACUUGGAAGUAUCUCCUCAAUGCCCAUUUGAUCACACACGAAGAUAUCCUCAAAGACUCAAAUGCGAUGGUGCAUGCUCCUUCUCCUUCAUCUUCUCCACUUAGUACCCCUGCCAAAAAACCUCCUUGCACUCCUGUUGCUCUCCACAAACUCAAAGUUGCUCAAGAUCUAUGGGCAGUCAUACGCGAGUUGAUUCCAAAGGAUAACCUACGUGAGGCAAACCGUCUUCUCGCUUGUUUGAUGAAGCAUGAGGCUGACCUGACGGAUGGCGACGAGCUUGUCAGAAAGGAGUGGGCUUCAUUAUGUGCUCAAGUCGCUGUGGUCUGCGAAUUGGAUGAACUCAAAGCUUUCUGGUCAUAUGUAGUAGACGCAGAGAUACCCGCAUGGAAGUGGAAUUGGUCUGAAACCGUUAGGAGCAUCGUCUGGAAAGCUUUCGCCGACGCCUGGCACCAGGAAGGCACUUGGGAGAGCAUCAUCGUCCUCCUAAAUGUACCAUUUUUGCGCGAACACAUUUGGGAUCUAACCGAUAAAGACUUCCGGACCUGGGAAUCCCUUCUCGGCGUUGGCGUAGAAAAGGCAUUCGACUAUGGCAUGGAUGCUUCUGAGUUCAUCGACUCGGUCGCUGCAAGUGUCUCCCAGAACCUGGACCCCACUGUCACGUCAGCGACAAGGAUAACGGAUGCCCUUAUAUCUCGUGUGGACAUGUCAGACGUUCGGCAGAUACCUGCAUCACUAGUUGACCUUGUCAAUGAGACACUACGAACAAGUUAUCCUCCGGAGCCGAGCAAUAUGACGACAUCGCUGUGGAUGGUUAGGUCCAUGCUUCGCAUGCUAGAGACCUGUCCGUCCGAAUUGAUCUCUAGUAUCCUUAAUGCCUUGCAAGAAGGGCUGUCUUUGUGGAUAUCGGAUGAGUUCAAAGCAUUCAAGCCAUCGGACUAUUCUGGCGAUAUCCUGUCGUUGUAUGAAGUGGUUCUCAUGUCCAUGCAAAGCCUUCCGCACGACCUCGAGAACCUUGCACACUUCGAUGCACUCAUCGAAGCCGCUUUUUACGGACGCGAAGAUAAACCUCAAGGAAUAUUUGACGCCUUCACCGAUUUCUGGCAGGAAACAUUCUCGAUGAAGAUUCCGCUGAGCGACUGGCCUCAAAAGGUUCGAGCAUUCUUCGGUAUAUGCGAACCCCCAGUGGGAGCAGACCUAGUCGAGGGGAUAUUGCAUGAUGCAUCUCCUUCAAAAGAAGUCGAAGAAACGUCUCUCGGGUUGAUUAUGUUCACAACUCCUCCCUCAUCUCCCAUUCGAACCCCUGCACGCCCUCACAAAUCUCCAGCAGCGUUUUCCCGACAUACUGACAUCAUGCUAUGCACCCCGGAGUCUCCUACCGUUUCCGGGAGAGUUUCUCGUCGAUCAAGCGCGAGCAAGAAAGCUGAAGUCGGUCGACAACAAAGAGAAUGUACCACUCAAGACGCCAUCCACACGGUCUACCAAAGGCAAACGUCGCAUGCGGUCAAGGGAUCUCCAAGUAGUGAAGAUGAGGACCGCGAAACUCUGGCUGUGUCGUCGCCUAGUUCCGACGUGUUUUCCUCUGGUGGCUCAAGUCCGGGAAAAAGGAAAAGGAUUAUCAUGGAAUCCGUUGAAGUUCCAACAUUGAGAGAGGUUAUUCGUAGGCGGUUGGCCGGGACGCCGAAAAGCCUUGGUUUGUCACCUUCAGGAUCAUUCGAUGACAUGCUCUUCCGUGAGACUGGAAGGAAGCAUUCGAGUUCUGGGCCCAACGGUAGUGACGACUCUGUUUCCUCCCCCACGACAGAACCCGCUUCCUCUGAUGAUGAUCCGCAUUAUGGGCAGGUCACUCCCCACCAUCUCAUUUCACCUGACAUCCCAUCCCGCCGGAGUGAAGACGAAGACGACAGACACAACCAUGACCCUCCCAGUGAUGACUCGAUUUUGUGUCCUAGUCCGACCAAAGACGUAAUCCAACGACGACUACAAAGACGGUCGUCAGGGUCUCCAAAAACACUUUAUUGA